AUGGGCCAAGUGACGGCUCUCCUCAACUCCAUAGGCUGGACCCUGCCGGUGCUGCCAGAGCUGGAUGACCUCACUGUGGGUACGUCAUCAUGGAACUGUCAUGGAACUGUCAUGGAAAAUGAGUGGUUUCGGCAGGACCUGCCAGGCUACCUGUUCCCGGAGGACUCGUUGUACGAUGCCACUGUUUUGGAUGAAGAGGCGGUCAGAGAAGUUUGUGAAAAGUUUGAAUGCAAUGAGUCCGAAGUUGUGUCCAGCCUCUAUAGUGGAGAUCCACAGGAUCAGCUAGCUGUAGCUUAUCAUCUCAUCAUAGACAACCGGCGCAUCAUGACCCAAGCCAGUGAAUUCUAUUUGGCAUCCAGUCCUCCACAGGGCUCUUUUAUCGAGGAGGGGAUGCUGCUGCCCCCUGGGAUCAAACCCCAUCCAGAGAGGAUGCCUCCUCUUUUGGCUGACAGCCCCAAGUCUCGAUGUCCUCUGGAUGCUCUCAACACCACCCGCCCCAAACCACUCGCAGUAAAGAAAGCCAAAUGGCACUUGGGUAUCCGGAGUCAAAGCAGACCGUACGAUAUUAUGGCUGAGGUGUACAGAGCUAUGAAACAGCUCAGUUUUGACUGGAAGGUGGUGAACCCGUAUCAUCUGAGAGUGCGCAGGAAGAAUCCAGUGACGGGAAACCUGGUGAAAAUGAGUCUACAGCUUUACCAAGUUGACCACAGAUCCUACCUCCUCGACUUCAAGAGCAUUGAUGAUGACAUCAUGGAGGCAGUUGGUUUUAAAUCGGGAUCGUCCACUCCUCAGAGGUCAGGCUCCACAGCCGGUCUUCACAGACCCAGACUGAGCAUCGAUUCUGCGAGCCCAGCCAUCGACCUGCCUCAGCUCAGCUUCUCUCUCCCGGGCUCUCUGUCUGGUAGCUCCCCGCUGCUGACCCCUCGUCAGGGAUCACACACCAUGGACUUUUUUGAAAUGUGUGCCAGUCUGAUCACCACGCUGGCACGCUGAGACCUGCGGCCCCUCAGCGUUGCUGUAACCUGGAUGUCGGUAAGGCUUUGAAGCUAGCUGUGGGAUGUAGGGAGCGUCUGUUGUGACCGUUGUUCUGUUUCCUCUCAGUUUAUCUGAGACAUAAUGAAAAGCAAUACCAGUGUUGUGUUAACCUCAGCUAUAGGAGAGAAAAAGGGAAUAAACACUGAAAAUUAGCGUUUUAAGAAUUACUAUGACACAACCUUAGGGUGAAGUCUUUGUGAUUAAACAUCAAUUACUAACUGUAUAAACUGGAUCCUUGAUGAAGUUGUGGAAGCAAACUGUAGGCUCACAGUUCAGUCAUGUCAGUGUCAUGUUUACUGCCACUUCUCACACAAAUACCUUUAAUCUUUGAAAGUCUGCUGAGACGUCACCCUGAAUGGCAGGACGUCCUGUGAAUUAACCACAAACACUCAUCCAAGGUCAGGUUAGCAGUUUUCUCACCACAGCUGUGUCGGAGGAACGUUACUGUUACGCUUAGAAUUAUUUUGCAAGUUUUCUAUGGUUUGUAAAA
Messenger RNA from Nematolebias whitei (Rio pearlfish), 1525 nucleotides. Its product is annotated as 5'-AMP-activated protein kinase catalytic subunit alpha-2-like. Lineage: Eukaryota; Metazoa; Chordata; Actinopteri; Cyprinodontiformes; Rivulidae. The record is from RefSeq and is a predicted model, not a curated record. The transcript is spliced from 5 exons. The coding region runs from base 1 to 993 and encodes 330 amino acids.